AUGUGCGACUACACCCAAGUCCACUACAAGUGCUCGCACCUGCGCUUCACCGUCCGCGCCUGGUGCAUCAAGUACCAAGAGACGCACCGACGGUGUCCCGCCAACGUCGUCGCCAUAGAAUACCGGCUAGACGAGCUCUGUGGCGACUGCCGCAGCAAAGCGGCGCGUUCAGACAAGGCAGCCUACGCGUAG
Messenger RNA from Aplosporella prunicola CBS 121167, 192 nucleotides. RefSeq lists its product as uncharacterized. The coding region runs from base 1 to 192 and encodes 63 amino acids. NCBI's taxonomy places the organism in Eukaryota, Fungi, Ascomycota, Dothideomycetes, Botryosphaeriales, Aplosporellaceae. The transcript has 3 exons. The record is from RefSeq and is a predicted model, not a curated record.